AUGGCCAGCACGCAUUUUCAUGGUGGUGACUCGAACAAUAGUUACGGUCGACAGGAUGCUCCGCGCGUGAAGGAAUUGUUCCCAUUACCUCUUACGAUGCAGCUGUUGUCGGGUCAAAUACCAGCGCCGUUGCAUCGUUGGCUCCCUGCUGGGCUGCAGCCGCUCGGUUGGUUCGUUGCUCGGUCCUACUGCCUGCUCGUCAUCUUCUCGUCGCUGCAUUUGGGGCUGCUAUUCAGCAAGUCAACUUUGGACGCCUUACCCACGGGGCAACUGGAGGACAUUACGGAUGCGCUGACCAUGGCUGUGAUUUAUUUCUUUACUGCCUAUGCCACCACCUAUUGGUUUGUGCGCUCCCAGCAGCUGCUUGUCUAUGUCCAGAACAUACAGAGCGAGUAUCGUCAUCAUUCCUUGGCGGGUGUAUCUUUUGUCAGUGCCUAUGGUGCCUAUCGCUGGGCACGCAACUUUUCUGUGAUCUGGGUGAGUGCUUGUCUGAGUGGUGUCACCUUCUGGGCCAUCACACCUUUGGUCGUGGGCUCGCACACAUUGCCUCUAAGUUGCUGGUAUCCCUUCGAUGCACUCGCUCCGGGCAACUAUGCGUCCAUCUAUGUGACUCAGCUAUAUGCUCAAAUCAUGGUUGGCUCUACUUUCUCGUCAAAUGGAGCCUUGUUUGUAUCAUUGUGUGUUCUCUUGUUGGCUCAGUAUGAUGUGCUUUACUGUAGUCUGAAAAAUUUGGAUGCGCAUGCCAGUUUGCUGGCUGGUGAAUCACUCAGUGGAUUACGUAAAUUGCAACUUGAGCUUCUGGCCAGUCCUGCAGCCAGCGAGCUGCAACAAUAUGUGUUUCUUGAGGAGCAUAUGACCAAUCUGGAAGUUUUUGCUUCCAUGCAACGGCUUGGGGUAGGGGAGCCAGCGAUAAACAUGAAGACAGGACUCCAUAUGGCCUUAGUCGAGUGCGUGCAACUCCAUCGUUUCAUUGUAGACAGCUGUGCCGAAUUGGAGCGUCUGUUCAAUCCAUAUUGUUUGGUAAAAUCGCUGCAGAUAACAAUACAGCUGUGCCUGCUCGUCUUUGUGGGCGUAUCGGGCACUCGGGAUGUGCUGCGCAUUAUAAAUCAACUGCAGUACUUGGUGCUCACCCUUUUGGAGCUCUUCAUGUUCACCUUUUGUGGCGAAUUGUUGCGUCGGCAUAGCGUUCGAGCUGGCGAUGCCUUGUGGCGUUCCAAUUGGUGGCACCAUGCCCAUCUGAUAAAGACCGAUGUGCUCAUACUGCUGAUCAACAGUCGGCGGGCCGUGCAGGUGACUGCGGGAAAAUUCUAUGUCAUGGAUGUGAAUCGUUUGCGUUUAGUGGUCACGCAGGCUUUCUCGUUUCUAACGCUGCUGCAAAAGCUGGCUGCGAAAAAGACGCUCGAGACUUGA
Molecule: messenger RNA, 1410 nt
Organism: Scaptodrosophila lebanonensis
Lineage: Eukaryota; Metazoa; Arthropoda; Insecta; Diptera; Drosophilidae
Gene: Or85e
Product: putative odorant receptor 85e
Exons: 3
Coding region: 1-1410 (469 amino acids)
Biological process (GO): detection of chemical stimulus involved in sensory perception of smell; sensory perception of smell
Cellular component (GO): plasma membrane
Molecular function (GO): olfactory receptor activity; odorant binding
Source: RefSeq, a predicted model, not a curated record